GUACGAGUACAGUCAAGAUGGCGGAUGGUCUCCGAGAAGUAUGAUGUUCUGUAAUUCGCUGCGAUUAUGUUUGUCUUCUCAACUUGUGGCCACCAGAGGAAAACAUUUUUACUGCUAUUUAGCCGUUUAAGGGUUUAUAAGGUAUUUACUCUGCUUUCUUGUACAAGUUGGUGGUAUUAAUAUUAUAUAAAUGGAGUGAUUUUGCCACAGGCUGACUCAUUUUCACUGUAUUUUAAGCUCUUACAUAAAGCAAAGCUUUCAUCGCACCCCAGGAAAAAGGACACCCCUGUAAAAGAAGUGACACUGUACUAUUACAAUCGCCAAAAAUUCUUUCGUCUGGUGGGCCUUGCUUGUGCCAGUCAGUUUGUAUUUUGGGCAUGGAUGGCUUAUUUUCAGUUGAGUAGGGUGCAGUUUGCAGAUCUACUAAAUCUUGAAAGCAAAAAGAGCCAGGAAAAGAUUCUUGAUGUCUCAUCAAAACCAGGAGUCUCGUGGAAAGUCGUCAGAUUUGUAGAGGUGAGUAGCCAAAUCUUUGCUAAUAGUAUGCAAAGUUAUAAAUUACUUACCACCAGUCAUCCCUUUAGUGUUGGGGAAGGGGGAUUCCACCAGGGGGAAUGGGUUAUGUGAGAAUAAUACAAACAACUGUAGUGUUGGGGAGGAUGCAGAUGAAGCCAUAUUGUACCCCCCCCCCCCCCCCCCAGUCAUGCUACAGACUGAAGCCAUUCUGGCUCAAAAUGGGCCUUUGACAAAAUACCUGGACAGACCAUGAGGAAUUAACCCUUGUAACCCUUUCUCUAACCUUUUGCCUUUCAAUGAGUCACUGGAAUUAAUCCAGUCCUGUCCAAUCCAGGUUUUGUCAAAGCCUCAAAUAGAUGUCCAGACCUGGUGUCAAUCAAGAAAGCUUUUUUACUGUUAUUUACGGGUGGAGCUAUUGUUUUACUGUCUGAAAGCAAUAGCUUCACCUGUAAUUACACUGGUAAACAUUUCACUGAAUUUAGCCUUGGAUUGAAAUAGCAUUGUCACACAUACUACUCUGUAGUUUUCUUGUUUUUGUCAAACCACAGAAAUCGGAUAGAACUACAGUUGGAAUUUUUAGGCAGAAUAAAACAUUAUAUAUGGCAGCAGGAUGGAUAUAUACAUUUUCUUAAUAGUUACUUAAUAUAAUAAUUUAUCCACAGGAGCGACCUGUUUUGCUGGCCAGUGUCGCUAUUGCUGUGGGGUUGUUUUUUACUACCUCAGGAUGGAUUUACAGUCUCAGGUACCCAGUGAUUAGGGCCAGAUUAUCAAAGCAAAUAGCAUACAAGAAGGAUUAAGGGUUAGGAUAUAAGGUUGCUUUCAUGAUCAAAUUGUAUUGUAUUAAACGGAAACAUUACAUGUAUUUUCUCUGUUGUGCCUCUCUGGAACAUUUAAGAGUGAAGAAAAUCAAGGAGGGCAAUUUUUGUUAUUGCUUUUAAGGUCAAGGUGUAAAUAAUAAAACAAUUUAGCGAAAAGUUACCAAAAAAAUGAUCCACUUUGUUUAGUUCUACAAUCGGCGACAAAAUUGUUGAGACAUUGUACUCAAGUAGGGUAACUUCAGAGAACAAAACAAUCCACACCCCUCCCCUGUCCCCUCCAUUCAAAGUUGGGGUGUUUGUUGUUUUCUGUAGGUAGCUCGAACAUCGGCACAACAGUGCAUGGAUUUUGAAUUCAGUAAAAUGUAAAAAAGCCCAGUUUAGGGCAAAGUGUCUCAACUCAUUUUGUCGCCGAUUGUUGACUCCCUCCUAUUCCACUUGGUAAAAGUCAUUAUGUUGUUUUUUCCUGCAAGUGUUCAACAUAACUUCAAGGCUGUGUGCUAUUUGCAUAUUACUGAAUUGUUUUUGACUUGAAAUAACAUAUGCAUAGAAAUUGCACGUACCUCAACUGAAGAUUUUUGUCUUAAUUCAUUUUAUCAUCCCUGGCUUGAAAUUCCAAAUCUAAGGUUAUGAUUAAAGGAAAAUUGACCAUCAAUAAGAGAUUCGAAAGCUGAGGUUUCAAGUGCUUGGCCUCAGAGAAAAUGUUAUUUCAAUUAAGUAUUGUUUCGUUCCUUGCAACACUCAGAUUUUGUCUGUGCUUUUUUCCAGUGACUUUUCUUUGUGGGAGCGGAGAAUAGUGAUAGAUGAAGAUACUUACAAUAAUGCUACUGAAUGAGAUGUUUAUGUAAAAAAAAUCUUUUAAGAAAAGAAAAACGUGUAAGGCAUGUUUGAUUUAACUGCAUCAAGGCUGUGCUCUGACCUUGUGAAAUCCAGGGUGCCUAACAUAUGAUUUGUAUGAAAAAAUGAAGAUUUUCUAGUCGCACAAGAGCAAAAGUAAGACACAACAAGCCACUGGGUGCUGCUAGAGUACAGCCCAGGGCGUAAUAUUCAGCAUUUGAAGUGCAAGUGAAGGCAAGACUGAGAUAUAAAAAUAAGUUCAAAAUAACAUGUCGGAUGUUCUUUACUUCCUUUCAGGAGUGUAAACCGACUGGUGCUUCAGGGGAACAAUGUACGGGUGGUGACUCAUACACCUCUGGGUGGAACACGAUCUCUAAUGGUUCCCAUCUCAGAGGUGUCCUGCUCAGGUUCCAGAAUUGGUAAUUAUAAUGAAACUUAAAUUUAGUGCACAGCUUUGAGAAACCUACAAGUUAUUCUGGACAAUAAAGAUGAACUCUUACAUACACAUAAUAACAUAAACUCUACUUACUCUCGAAUUUUAGAGUAGCUUACAGGAGCUCAUAUCUUUGAGGGAAAAUCCAUAGAAUCCAUAAAAAUAAAUUUCAAGAACAAACCUGUAUUAAACAGUCAGCCUGUAUUAAGCCUCCAGUAAACCAUCCCUAAUGGUGACCAUGCACUUUUUACAGGUUCGACUUCACGUGGCAUUAUUUGUCCUCUUCUUAGCUCUUAAUAGAGCAACCCCCAGUGUUUGGGAGUCAUAUGUUUGAAUCCUGUCGAAGACUCAUGUCCCAUGCAUGUUCGUGACAUGCAAAUUACCACUCUUUGUUUUAUGUGACGGAAUUUCUGUGACCAUAGCUUAUUCAGUGGGUAAUAAGAACACUCACAUAGACAACUUACGUGGUACAUAUACAUGGCCAAUUGAGAGAGAAACAGCUGUCCAUGAUUGCCACAUGCACGGGCCAGGUGAUAUGGCUGCAUUCAUGCAAAUGAUACUGUCCAGGACGUGGGUUGUUGUCUGAGUGUGUGGCUUGCUGCUGUAAUAAAUGACAAGGGACCUCACACAAUAAUUAGCAAUUAUUGGAUGAGGCUAAGUAUGCCAUCUUAAGAAUUCUGCAAAUUGGAUAACAAUCCGUAGAAAUUGGUUUUUUUAUUCAUUGAAAAUAAUACGCUUAACUUGAUCGAUGUUAAGUUCCUGUCUUCUUUUGACUGUUACGCAGUACUAUAAUUCAGGAUAUGAACAGAUCAAGGGAAGAUUUGUCCAGCAGAAAUUCUUCAAACAGCAGUUGUCAUCGGUCAAUUUUGUUAGUGCUGUUUUUAGGCAGUAGUUUGACGAUUUCUUUUUUGACAAACGUGUCAAAUUAUUCGCCGUUUUAUCCAUCGCUUCCAAAACAACGCACCCCGGUUGCCAGUGUGUCUCGAUUACCAUUACUUUUUCUGGCGUUUAUCCGGUACCAUUGACGUUAUUUUAUCGGAUAUCGCCAACGUCCUCCAAAUCUGGUCAACCCUGUGUGGUUUUGAGGAAUUAGCCGGGGAAUUUGAGCCAAUCAGAAACAGAAAAAUAUUUUGAGUGAAGGAUAAAAGAGUUAAUUCUUUGGCUUCUUGUGCAACAUACUCAACUUUACCUGUUUUUGAAGGUACAAAGCCACAAGUGACGUUGAAGUUGAAAGGCCACAGUUUUUUCUUCCUUGUUGACAAAGAGGGGGAAUUUUUGCAGCCUACGUUAUUUGACAAAACAGUUGGAAUGAAAAGAUUCUAAUCAAGAAAUGCAUGUAAGCAGAUUAUCUGAUGUAAUAAAUACACGAUGAAAUGUCACAAUUCGUUCAAGUUACCAUUCUGAUCGCAAGGCAUCAUCUUCCGCUUCAGAAUUCACUGCCGACUCUGACAGGAAGACGGUCUCUAAAGCUAACAUUAGAUUAUGGGUUUUCUAUGCUCUGCGACAAAGAUGGUUUCUACUUGCCUGAACUAAUUAUGACUUGAGGGA
Messenger RNA from Porites lobata, 4146 nucleotides. The record is from the annotation of a GenBank genome assembly. Lineage: Eukaryota; Metazoa; Cnidaria; Anthozoa; Scleractinia; Poritidae.